CAACCUCCCCACAGGAGUAAGAUUUUGAUCUGACGGCACAAGAGAUCAUAUCCCCCUCACCUGUCAAUACAGGGCUGAACUGAGAAACUAUACUUGCAGGUAGAGGGAGACCCUUGCAGGGACAACUUGAGGCCAUGGAUCCUGCCACUGCAGAAAAUGUUACCGCCAAAAAAUGCGAGCCUGGAGAAGCGGAGUAUUCAGAGGGAGAAUACGAGACAUCGGUUAACCAGGAGAAACAAGAUGACCUGCGAUCUCACAAGGACAGCCUGGCUAACACGGAUGUCCCCUUGAAUUUAAAUGUAGACAAAUCUGGACAUCUGAGGUUAGAGACAAUUGAUGACCUCCAGAAUAUUCUGCAACUGAGGAAGUCAAGAAAGAGAGCGAGAAGAGUACAAGUUCGCAAGCCACCACCCCCACCAGAGACUGUGCCUUAUUAUGUGAAUGAGGAAGAUUUCUUCAAGGCCUGCGAGGAGAACAAACUGCCAUUGAUCGAAAGGUAUCUGGAAAAAUCGGGAGAUAUCAACGCUUGUGACAAUUUCAGACGCACAGGCCUGCACAGAGCUUGCACACAGGGACACGUGGAUGUUGUGAAGAGGCUACUGGAGGCUGGAGCUUCAAUUGAGUACAAAGACAAGCUGGAUGCUACUGCUGUCCACUCUGCCUGCCGAGGAGGAAGCACAUCUGUGUUAGAACUGCUGCUCAACAAAGAUGGCAGCUUCUCUGCCAGGGAUAAGCUCCGCAGCACUCCCCUUCAUGUUGCAGUGAGAACCGGUCACUAUGAAUGUGCUGAACAACUAGUCCACUGUGGAGCUGACGUCAAUGCCAAAGACAGGGAAGGAGACACUCCCAUGCACGAUGCAGUGAGACUGAACAGAUUCAAAAUCAUCCAACUACUCCUGCUUCAUGGAGCCAAUCCAAAACUCAAGAAUUGUGUGGGAAAGUCAGCAUUGGAUAGCACUCUGGAGUGGCAGAGUGGGGCUAAAUCGAUUCUCAGCAACUUCAAGGAUGAUGCAAAAACUCCUGUCAAGUCAAGUAAAGUCCUGUUCAAUUAAAUUGCAUUUUAUACGGGUCGGAACUCACUCAGAAUGAGUAGAUAACAGCGAAAGAUAGCCCAGUUCCUUUGUGCAGAGUAGUUGUCAAAGUGAUUAUUUAUCUGUUGAUUAAAGACAUACAGCCUCCAAGGUUUCAUCAUAGAUGAAGAGGCGAAGGGAGAGGAUGUACUCAGCCCAAAAUCUGUCCACGGGAGAUAAGCCCGUCACACAACUGUCUUGUCAAUAGAUAUUUGGUGUAAUUUACGCUAGGCUGACUUCAAGGACCGGAGUCAAUUUUUGUGAACUAGCAGAGGUUUGGUCUGGAACUUUGAGCUAACUGCAUUUGCUCCCAGGGAUGUUUGUUUCUUUAUAGGCAGCUUAUUGGAAGUCUGAAAUGCUAAAGGUUGACAAAUGAACUAUGAGGGGGGAAAGAGAAAGUUCAACGUUUGGAAAAUGUGACUUGCCUUAUGACAUCAGCAUGACUAUAGUAUACAGUCACAUUUUUAGAAAGAAAUGACUGAAUUGAUACAUUCUUAAUUUCUCUUUAAUAUAAAAAGAUAGUCACAAAACAAUACUGUUCCGCAGAAAGCAAGCCUGUGGCUUCAACCUGGUUUUGUGGUAGUCAGUGAGAAUACAGGAUUUGAAAAUGCUUGUGUAGUAUUAAUACACUUCCUGAAGUAACUGCAAUGUUUCCACUACAUGUUUACCUGUAAAUGUAUUAAAUAGACAGCAUUGCCUUUGC
Molecule: messenger RNA, 1773 nt
Organism: Oncorhynchus mykiss (rainbow trout)
Lineage: Eukaryota; Metazoa; Chordata; Actinopteri; Salmoniformes; Salmonidae
Source: RefSeq, a predicted model, not a curated record